Erythranthe guttata (spotted monkey flower) is the source of this 1991-nucleotide messenger RNA. Its product is annotated as beta-hexosaminidase 2. Gene Ontology annotation, molecular function: beta-N-acetylhexosaminidase activity. NCBI's taxonomy places the organism in Eukaryota, Viridiplantae, Streptophyta, Magnoliopsida, Lamiales, Phrymaceae. Gene Ontology annotation, biological process: carbohydrate metabolic process; glycosaminoglycan metabolic process. The record is from RefSeq and is a predicted model, not a curated record. Gene Ontology annotation, cellular component: membrane.
CAUGUUGAAGACAAAUCACAAUUGCAAAUAAAUACCUUUCAAAAAUGGGAUAUUUUUCAAAUUUAUUAAUUUCCACAAUUUUACUUUCUUGUACAAUAUGGUCCAUCUCCAUUCUUCAAAUCUCAGCCGUUCGAUUUCCGAUCAACGUUUGGCCCAAGCCCACCACGUUCCACUGGCCCCACCCACAGGCGAUCCCUCUCUCUCCCAAAUUCAUCAUCUCCGCCCCCCGCCACCACCGCCACCUCUCCGCAGCCGUCCACCGCUACCUCCGCCAGAUCCUCACCGAGCACCACCGUCCCCUCGUCAGCCCACCACUCAACCUCACCUCAUCGCCGCCGCUCAAAACCCUCAAAAUCACAGUCGCCGACACCGCCGCCGCGCUCGCGCACGGCGUCAACGAGUCGUACACGCUCGAAAUCCCGUCCACCGGCGCCGCCGCCGUGCUGACCGCCGAAACCCCAUGGGGCGCGAUGCGCGGACUGGAGACGUUCUCGCAGCUGGUGUACUCGAAGCCGUCGGUGGUGGCCUGCGGGCUGCGCAUUUCCGACGCGCCGCUGUUCGCCCACCGCGGAGUGUUGCUGGACACGUCGAGAAACUACUUCGAAUUGGACGAUUUGCUGCGGCUGAUUAGGGCGAUCGGCAUGAACAAACUGAACGUCUUCCACUGGCACAUUACGGACUCGCACUCGUUCCCUCUGGUUACGCCGUCGGAGCCGGAGCUGGCGGCGAAGGGCGCGUACGGCGAGGCGAUGAAGUACACGGCGGCGGAUGUGAAGAAGGUGGUGCAAUAUGGGAUGGAGCACGGUGUUAGAGUUGUGCCGGAGAUUGAUAUGCCUGCUCACACAGGAUCAUGGGCAGAAGCCUAUCCAGAAAUCGUAACCUGCGCAAACGAAUUCUGGUGGCCAAUCGAAUCCGAAUGGUCCGAUCGAUUAGCAGCCGAACCAGGAACCGGUCAACUAAACCCCCUAAACCCCAAAACCUACCAAGUCGUCAAAAACGUAAUAAAAGACGUCGUUUCUGUCUUCCCCGACAAGUUCUUCCAUGCGGGCGCCGACGAAAUCACUCCAAACUGCUGGAAAACCGACCCUUCGAUCCAAGAAUUCCUCUCCAAAAAGGGUACCCUAAGCCAAGUUCUCGAAAUUUUCGUCAACUCCACUUUACCCUACAUUCUGUCGCUAAAUCGGACGGUAGUUUACUGGGAGGACGUUUUACUGGACGAAAACGUGAGAGUGGACCCCACUUUUCUCCCCCGCGAAAACGUCAUCCUACAAACGUGGAAUAACGGGCCGAACAAUACUAAAAAAAUCGUUUCCUUAGGUUACCGCGCGAUUGUUUCUUCGUCGGAUUAUUACUACUUGGAUUGUGGGCAUGGUGGGUUUUUGGGCAACGAUAGUCAGUACAAUCAGCUGCCCGGAUUCGAGCAGGGCAAGGGCGGGUCGUGGUGUGCGCCCUUCAAGACAUGGCAGACGAUAUAUAACUACGAUAUCACGUCCGGAUUGAGCGGUGUCGAGGCGGAGCUGGUGGUGGGCGGUGAGGUGGCGCUGUGGUCGGAGCAGGCGGAUUCGACCGUGAUGGAUUCUAGGGUUUGGCCGAGGGGUUCGGCCAUGGCGGAAGCGUUGUGGUCCGGGAAUAGAGACGAGUUUGGGAAGAAGAGAUUCGCGGAGGCGACCGAUAGGUUGAGUGAGUGGAGGUAUAGGAUGGUUUGCAGGGGAAUUGGAGCUGAGCCUAUUCAGCCACUUUGGUGUGUUAAGAAUCCAGGCAUGUGUAACACUGUUCAUCCUUUUUAGUUCUUUCUUUUCUUGUAAUCAAGAAAAUUUCUCUCUCUAGAUUUUUUUGUUUGGGAUGGUGAAGAAUCAUAGAAUGAUCAUUAGGGUGUGUUUGUGCAAUUUUUUAUCAAGAUGUGAUAGUAUAAUUUUAUCAAGGAAAAGAUAUUGUACUAAUUAAAUCUAAAUAUGGGUAAAUUACAACCACACCCUUGAGGUAUGGUAAAA